CAUAUCAUUGUUAUAAUCUUGUAAGACUGCUAGCAACGUUCUACCAGAAUGAUCAAGUGUACAAUUCACUAAAAUAGAAUGUUGACGUGUAUUAAGAUUUUGGUUGAUAAAUAGACAUUUAUUUGUAAUUAACGCCAGGACAGAAUCUCAGAAUGUAUACACUUCAAACGACUACUUUGUUUUUAUUCGGAUUUUUUCUGCAUUCAUGCAAAGGCGCAGAGUGUGGCGGGGUCCUGACAGAUCCAUUCGGCGUCAUCACGAGCCCCAACUUCCCGUCAUAUUACAGCAGCAAAACUCAAUGUACCUGGGUCAUCAAGGCACCAGAGGGAAGCCGGAUCAAUGUAAACGUUACAGACUUUGAAAUGGAGCACAACCCAAAGUGCAGUUUUGACUACCUGGAGCUAUUCAACGGACCUAACGCCUCCUCUCCGCCAAUCGGAAAGUAUUGCGGGACAGCGCCACCUAAGGGAUUCGAGUCGCAGUCGAACUCGGUCGGUAUUGUCUUCAUCACAGACCACAGCAAAAGUGCGAUGGGUUUCCGGAUGACUUACACAUUCACACAGGACUGCCCACAUGAACGUAACAGCGUAAACUGUUCCAAUCAAUGUCAUUGCCUUGUGGGCCUAUGCGACGGUGUUACGGGUGCAUGUGGAAAUGGGGUCUGUAAAGACGGAUGGAAAGGAACAGCGUGUAAUGAAACAUGCCCACAAGGAAGUUACAGCAUUAACUGUUCCAAUCAUUGCCAUUGUCGUGUGGGCCCAUGCGACGGUGUUACUGGUGCAUGUGGGAAUGGUGGCUGUAAAGACGGAUGGACAGGAAUAGCGUGUAAUGAAAAGUGUGGCGGGGUCCUGACAGAUCCAUUUGGCGUCAUCACGAGCCCCAACUACCCGUCGAAUUACAGCAACAAAGUUCAAUGUAUCUGGCUCAUCAACGCACCAGAGGACAGCCGGAUCAAUGUGAACUUUACAGUCCUUGAAAUGGAGCCCCACCCAAAGUGCAAUUUUGACUACCUGGAGCUCUUCAACGGACCUAACGCCUCCUCUCCAUCAUUCGGGAAAUUCUGCGUGACAGUGCCACCUAUGGUAUUCAAGUCGCGAUCGAACUCUGCCCGUAUUGUCUUCUCCUCAGACUCCACCGUUAGUUCGAGGGGUUUCAAUCUGACUUACACAUUCUCCGUACAAGAUAUCUUUUACAUGGGCUGUUAUGAGGACAGCAAAAACCGAACCCUUGCAGAUUAUGAUUACCAUUCUAAGUCGAACUCACCAACCGAAUGUUCAAACAACUGCAGCCACUACAAGUUUUACGGAGUGGAGGGGACGACUCAUUGCCUCUGUGGUAAUGCGCUUCAUUCUACAACCAAAAAGCCAGAGUCAGAGUGUUCCUUUAUUUGUCCGGGCGACAGAAGCCAGAUAUGUGGCGCUGAUUGGAGGAUUAACAUAUACAGUCAUGGGGAUUGCCCACUCGGAAGUACCGGCGUUAACUGUUCCAAGCAAUGCAAUUGCCGUGUGAACCCAUGCGACAAUGUUACGGGUGCAUGUGGAAACGAUGGCUGCAAAGACGGAUGGACAGGAAUAGCGUGUAAUGAAAGCUGCACACUCGGAAGUUACAGCAAUAACUGUUCAAAGCAAUGUCAUUGCCGUGUGGGCCCAUGCGACGGUUUUACGGGUGCAUGUGGGAAUGAUGGCUGUAUAGACGGAUGGACAGGAAUAGCGUGUAAUGAAAAGUGUGGCGGGGUCCUGACAGAGUCAUUUGGCGUCAUCACGAGCCCCAACUACCCGUCGGACUACAGCAGAAAAGUUCAAUGUACCUGGGUCAUCAACGCACCCGAGGACUACCGGAUCAAUGUGGACUUUAGAGACUUUGCUCUGGAGUACCACUCCGAUUGCAAUCAUGACUACCUGGAGCUCUUCAACGGACCUAACGCCUCCUCUCCGUCAUUCGGGAAGUUCUGCUGGACAGCGCCGCCUAAGGGAUUUACGUCGCAGUCGAACUCGGCCCGUAUUGUCUUUUCCACAGACUCCAGCGAUAGUGCGAGGGGUUUCAAUCUGACGUACACAUUCUACGCAGAUUGCCCACUCGGAAGUUACAGCUUCAACUGUUCCAAGCAAUGUCAUUGUCUUGUGGGCCCAUGCGACAGUGUUACGGGUGCAUGUGAAAAUGAUGGCUGUAAAGACGGAUGGACAGGAAUAGCGUGUAAUGAAAAGUGUGGCGGGGUCCUGACAGAUCCAUUUGGCGUCAUCACGAGCCCCAACUACCCGUCAUAUUACAGCAACAAAUUUCAAUGUACCUGGGUCAUCAAGGCACCAUUCGGAAGUCGGAUCAAUGUGAACUUUACAGACUUUGAAAUGGAGCCCCACCCAAAGUGCAAUUUUGACUACCUGGAGCUAUUCAAUGGACCUAACGCCUCCUCUCCGCCAAUCGGAAAGUACUGCGGGGCAGCGCCACCUAAGGGAUUCCAGUCGCAGUCGAACUCUGUCGGUAUUGUCUUCAUCACAGACCACAGCAAAAGUGCGAUGGGUUUCCGGGUGACUUACACGUUCACACAGGAGUGUGGCGGGGUCCUGACAGAUGCAUUUGGCGUCAUUACGAGCCCCAACUACCCGUCGAAUUACAACAGACAAGUUCAAUGUACCUGGGACAUCAACGCACCCGAGGACUACCGGAUAAAUGUGAACUUUAGAGAUUUUGCUCUGGAGCACCACUCCAAUUGCAAUCAUGACUACCUGGAGCUCUUCAACGGACCUAACGCCUCCUAUCCGUCAUUCGGAAAGUUCUGCGGAACAGCGCAACCCAGUGGAUUUCAGUCGCAAUCGAACUCGGUCCGUAUUGUAUUUUCCACAGACUCCAGCGAUAGUGCGAGAGGUUUCAAUCUGACGUACACAUUCUCUUUACAAGCAAAUAUAUCUAUUUCUACAACGGAGCGUCAACAUGGCCAUUCAGAAGAUGGCAAGUCUGCAACGUUACCUUCGGUCCUCGGAGUCCUCGGAGUUGUGCUUGUUGCUGCUAUACUAUUUGCUGUGGUGUACAUUAGACGACGACGUUGCCAAUCCGCUAGAGGGGCCUCUGAUAAUACAGACUUGUUAACAUCCAUGGAGCCUGGCAACUAUGACUGCCAUGAAAUGCCAUCCCGUGGCCAACAGGAAAGCACAUAUUAGAAUGCUGCAGAUGGUUACGUCACUUUGACGAAUUGACUUGGUGAAUAAAAUAUACAAAAUAAAUUGUCCGCAUCCAAUGUAUACUUUUGUAUAUAACAUUGUACCAGAUCCAGAAAUUUGUACUAUAUACGACAAAAAAUAACAAAACCACAUGCGAGUUUCUUGACCGAGACACGUUAUCGCUCUGAACAAACACCAAACAAAAAUAAACGCAUGUACAUACAUUAGUCUGAUAUUGAAACUACUACUGAUUGUUCUACCAGCUUCUACAUAGAGUCUCUUCUAACCAACCUUAACAACACCAGUCCCAGCACUUCAUUAAUGAUGGCGCAGGUUACUUUGACAUCAGCGGGUCAGGCAAUAUACUUAACCAACAAAACCUACCAACAUCGUGUCAUCCCCUGUUCGAGGGGACGGUAAUGCAAAAAGAUUUGUUGAACAUUGACAAUAGUAAAUAAUUUUAUGUUUGAGAAAUAUGUGUAAAUAUUGUUUUGAUCACCCAUCUCUUUUCAUCAACCAUAGUUGACAUAUAAAGUUCAUCAACAUAUAUCAACGACUGCUCUUAUUUAUUUCUACUUGUAUUUGAUAUUUUAUAUUUAUCCAAUUGUGUAUUUAGGAGAAUACUGUUUUACCAGUUUUCACGUUAGUAUGCACAAUGCUUCGCUAUGCAUAGUAAUAUCUUGAUGUAUAGCUCGAACUUCUUUGAUCAAAUCGAUAAAUAAACAUAAAAAACAGCCUAACUCACCCCAAUUAAUAAAUGUAUAUCUGUUUAUAUUCAAUAUCAAUUGUUUGAUCAUUGCUUGUACUAAAUACAUGUUAUGCAGAGUUAUGCUUGAGUAUUGAUACCAUUAUAAUAUUCCUAAUGCACAUGUAUACAAGUAUUGUAUAUGAAAUAUAUUAUACGUUGUUUUUUUGUUUGUUUAUAAAGUGCACAAUAAAGACAACAAACGAAUAUUUAUGUUUACAAGAAGAUCUGCAUGACUUUGUAAUGGUCCGACAUGUAGAUGUAAAUAUAUAUGUAUAAAUUGCAUAAUUAUUAUAUUAUAUGUUCAUGUAUAUAUUAUAAAUUACUGUUAAUAUUUUAACUCAAUGUGUGACUGCAUGCGUGGAUGUUACGAAUGAGUUUUUAUAACAUUGUAAUAUGCAUUAUGUUUACAAUUAUUGUGCAUGAAUUAUAUAAUCAAUUUCUUGUUAGUUUUUAUAAAGUUCACAAAAACACAACAGAAUAAUAUUUAUGUUAACAAGGAGAACUGCAUGACUAUGUAAUUUUCUGAUAUAAAGAUGUAACCAGACAUGUUUUAGUUACAUAAGUAUAACAUUUUUUCUUUCAAGAGUAUAUUAUGACUUCCUUUUAUAUAUGUUUACUCCAUGUGUGAGUGCAUGCUUUGAUGCUUAGGUGUGUGUGUGUGCUCUUGUACAAGCGGGACACUAAGGACUUCAGUGAGUAUGCACACACACGAGUGGGCUCUCAGUGACAGAAUGAGGACGUCCUUACUUGUCAAAAUACUUCUAUAAAUACUUAUAUAUAUCCUUUAUUAUGCAUAUUUGAUCAUCAAAAAAUAAUAAACUAACCAUAUAAUA
This is a messenger RNA of Dreissena polymorpha, 4736 nucleotides long. Its product is annotated as deleted in malignant brain tumors 1 protein-like. The record is from RefSeq and is a predicted model, not a curated record. Lineage: Eukaryota; Metazoa; Mollusca; Bivalvia; Myida; Dreissenidae. The coding region runs from base 153 to 3155 and encodes 1000 amino acids. The transcript has 21 exons.